CUCGAUAAUACCUCGACCCAAAUUUUCUGUUUUUGCAAUGCGCACUCCCCCUUCUCCGCCAAGCUCCGGCUUCUGCACUCCGUUUCUGCCGCAGCCUGCAAGGCGCGCUUCUUUGGUACGACAGGUGCAUGUACUUGUUACCUGCACGAACCUUGCUAGAUGCGCACACCCGCAAGUACCUCUUCAUUCUGGUGCUGGUACAUGCGGUACAUGCGGUCCUGGUGGCGCCCGCCAAUGGUCCUGUCAACUUUCUCACCGCCCUUGUUUCUCAACUCUCCCUCCGUUUUCUCUUCUCUCUUCUGCAUGUGUACAGUUUCCUCUCCGUCAACUUGGACCCAUGGGAGCUGUCAGAAAAGGGAAACCUACCAUUUCUUCUUUCCACGCCUUACUCAUGUUGGGCAAUCGACUGCUGGCCGCGCUGGUCCCUCCCUUGAAAUCCACGCCGGGGUCCCACUCUUUGCUUUUCCGUCUAAGGCGAUCUGCUGUCUCUCGAUGUAACAGCCGGUAGCCGCUGGUCCAAUCCGCAAUCCGAACCCCCAACCCGCUCUCAAGCACGUCGAAGCUGCAGCGGGGUUUUUGGCGAGGACGGUGAACCAUGUUCCAGUUUGUUAGCCCGAGCAGGGCCAUGGACAAGCC
Trichoderma harzianum CBS 226.95 is the source of this 636-nucleotide messenger RNA. RefSeq lists its product as hypothetical. The record is from RefSeq and is a predicted model, not a curated record. The transcript has a single exon. NCBI's taxonomy places the organism in Eukaryota, Fungi, Ascomycota, Sordariomycetes, Hypocreales, Hypocreaceae. Bases 38 to 508 code for a protein of 156 amino acids.